AGGCUCAGUCGGGGCUUUGCGGUGUCAUGCCCCGGGGCCCCCGGACCGCGCCGAGCUGGGCGCUGUUGCUGCGGCUGCUGGCACUGCUGCGGCCGCCGGGGAUGGGUGAGGCGUGCAGCUGCGCCCCUGCGCACCCCCAGCAGCACGUCUGCCACUCCGCGCUUGCAAUAAGGGCCAAAAUAUCCAGUGAGAAGGUAGUUCCUGCCAGUCCAGAUCCUACUGACACUCAAAAAAUGAUCCGGUAUGAAAUCAAACAGAUAAAGAUGUUUAAAGGGUUUGAGAAAGUCAAGGAUGUUCAGUAUAUCUAUACACCUUUUGAUUCCUCCCUCUGUGGUGUGAAACUGGAAGCUAACAGCCAGAAGCAAUAUCUCUUGACUGGUCAGGUCCUCAGUGAUGGAAAAGUCUUCAUCCACCUGUGCAACUAUAUCGAACCUUGGGAGAACCUGUCCUUUUUGCAGAGAGAAAGUCUGAAUCAUCACUACCAUCUGAACUGUGGCUGCCAAAUUACCACCUGCUAUACAGUGCCCUGUACCAUCUCAGCCCCUAACGAGUGCCUCUGGACAGACUGGCUGCUGGAACGGAAGCUCUAUGGGUACCAAGCCCAGCAUUAUGUCUGCAUGAAGCAUGUUGAUGGCACCUGCAGCUGGUACCAGGGCCGCCUGCUCCUCAGGAAGGAGUUUGUUGACAUCAUCCAGCCCUAGUAGGGGCCAGUGACCAUCACAUCCCUUCAACCAUCCUG
Canis lupus familiaris (dog) is the source of this 739-nucleotide messenger RNA. It is a transcript of the gene TIMP4, whose product is annotated as TIMP metallopeptidase inhibitor 4. The transcript is spliced from 5 exons. Gene Ontology annotation, molecular function: metalloendopeptidase inhibitor activity; protease binding. The record is from RefSeq and is marked provisional. Gene Ontology annotation, biological process: negative regulation of endopeptidase activity; negative regulation of membrane protein ectodomain proteolysis. Lineage: Eukaryota; Metazoa; Chordata; Mammalia; Carnivora; Canidae. Bases 27 to 701 code for a protein of 224 amino acids. Gene Ontology annotation, cellular component: extracellular matrix.